Messenger RNA from Chrysochloris asiatica (Cape golden mole), 1638 nucleotides. It is a transcript of the gene RRAGD, whose product is annotated as Ras-related GTP binding D. Gene Ontology annotation, cellular component: nucleus; Gtr1-Gtr2 GTPase complex; lysosome. The record is from RefSeq and is a predicted model, not a curated record. The transcript has 7 exons. Gene Ontology annotation, biological process: positive regulation of TOR signaling; regulation of autophagy; cellular response to starvation. Gene Ontology annotation, molecular function: GTP binding; GTPase activity. Lineage: Eukaryota; Metazoa; Chordata; Mammalia; Afrosoricida; Chrysochloridae. The coding region runs from base 260 to 1444 and encodes 394 amino acids.
CUCUCCCUCUCCCUUCUCAGGGAGGAACUGCCGCGCUCCGGCUGACUCCUCCGCCGGCGGGCGGGGCGGGGGAGGGGGCUCGGCGCGCUGGGAACUGCCGGACCCAGACCUGGGCGCCGCCCGCCGCGUGGGACGCGCGUCCCCCACCAAGCUCCAGACAAAACCCAAAUUGAGAGCUAGGUUGCGGGCUGCAGGCAAGAAGGCUUCGCACCACCCCUGGGACCCCCGCUGCUCCUGGGACAGCCAGCCGGUGGGCGCGAUGAGCCAGGUGCUGGGGAAGCCGCAGCCGGAAGACGAGGACGACGACGAGGAGGAGGAAGAUGAGCUAGUGGGGCUAGCGAACUACGGGGACGGGCCCGACUCCUCGGACGCCGACCCGGACAGCGGGGCGGAGGAGGGAGUUCUGGACUUCAGCGAUCCCUUCAGCACUGAGGUGAAGCCGAGAAUCCUGCUCAUGGGCCUGAGGAGAAGUGGCAAGUCAUCCAUUCAGAAAGUUGUCUUUCACAAAAUGUCUCCCAACGAAACCCUGUUCUUGGAGAGCACUAACAAGAUAUGCCGGGAAGAUGUUUCCAACAGCUCCUUUGUUAAUUUUCAAAUUUGGGACUUCCCAGGGCAGAUUGACUUUUUUGACCCUACAUUUGACUACGAGAUGAUCUUUCGUGGAACAGGAGCACUGAUAUUUGUCAUUGACUCCCAGGACGAUUACAUGGAAGCCCUGGCCAGGCUUCACCUGACUGUGACCAGGGCUCACAAAGUCAACACUGACAUCAACUUUGAAGUGUUUAUUCAUAAAGUGGAUGGCCUGUCAGAUGACCACAAAAUUGAAACCCAAAGAGACAUUCACCAGAGGGCAAAUGAUGACCUUGCAGAUGCUGGAUUAGAAAAAAUUCACCUCAGCUUUUAUUUGACAAGCAUCUAUGAUCAUUCAAUAUUUGAAGCUUUUAGCAAAGUGGUCCAGAAACUGAUUCCACAACUCCCAACCCUGGAGAACUUGCUAAACAUCUUUAUCUCAAAUUCUGGGAUUGAGAAGGCAUUUCUGUUCGAUGUGGUCAGUAAGAUCUAUAUUGCAACGGACAGCACCCCAGUGGAUAUGCAGACGUAUGAACUGUGCUGUGACAUGAUCGAUGUGGUCAUCGACAUCUCUUGUAUUUAUGGUCUCAAAGAAGACGGAGCUGGAACCCCGUAUGACAAGGAAUCAACAGCCAUUAUAAAGCUGAACAAUACAACAGUUCUUUAUUUAAAAGAGGUGACAAAGUUCCUGGCUCUUGUUUGCUUCGUCAGAGAGGAGAGCUUUGAAAGAAAAGGGCUUAUUGAUUAUAAUUUUCAUUGCUUCCGGAAGGCCAUCCAUGAAGUUUUUGAGGUGAGAAUGAAAGUGGUGAAAUCUGGAAAAGUUCGGAAGAAGAAAGGGAGCACCCCUAACGGGACCCCAAGAGUGCUACUGUAGGUGUGGUGUCUGGAGCAUCUGUUGAAGUCAGACCUCUGCAAGGCUGCUGCACUGGGCUGCACUAAGGAAGGGGAAGAAGGAGACUGGCACACAUGCCAUGGAUUUGUUGUUAAGAAAAAAAAAGAAUUCCUGCAACCCACUUGAUCUCUUUUUUAAAUAAAGUAAGCACUUUGAAGCAAAACCUUGUAUAUUAA